UAUAUAUAUAUAUAUAUAUAUAUGAAUAUUAUGUAGCUUUGUGUUUUUGGUUUGUACAUUUUUCUUGUCAUUGGUUGCAGAGAGGAAACCAUGGCGAUUGUUUCGAUGGCCUCCUCUCUUCCUGCGAUGAACCCCCGCAGCUCAUUGCGAGUCAACCGCAGAUACUCUGGUAUGGCGUUUGCAAUGGGAGUGAAAGUCACGGAAGGGGAAGGUAAUUUGCCCAAAGUUGUGCUCACUUCUCCUCAGGGCAGUGAGGCGGAGAUAUACUUGUUUGGGGGUUGCAUUACAUCUUGGAAAGUAGCAGGUGGUAAGGACCUCCUUUUUGUCCGGCCAGAUGCUGUGUUCAACAAGAAAAAACCUAUCAGUGGAGGAAUUCCACAUUGUUUCCCCCAGUUUGGACCUGGCCCAAUGCAGCAGCACGGCUUUGCAAGAAACAUGGAUUGGUCCGUUGUUGAUUCAGAAAAUGUAGAAGGCAAUCCUGCUGUAACCCUUGAGCUAAAGGAUGGCCCUUAUAGUCGAGCCAUGUGGGAUUUCAGUUUCCAGACUUUAUUUAAGGUGGUCCUAAACGAAAAGAGCAUUUCCACUGAGCUAAAAGUUACAAACACUGACGAUAAGCCAUUUUCAUUCAGUACUGCUUUACAUACAUACUUCAGAGCUUCUAUAAUAGGUGCAUCUGUGAGAGGUUUGAAAGGUUGCAAAACUCUGAAUAAAGAUCCAGAUCCAAAGAAUCCGGUGGAGAGUAAGGAGGAAAGGGAUGUGAUCACUUUUCCUGGAUUUGUAGAUUGCAUCUACCUUGAUGCACCUGGGGAGUUACAGCUCAAUAAUGGGCUGGGCGACAUAGUAUCUAUAAAGAAUACAAAUUGGUUGGAUACUGUUCUGUGGAACCCACAUCUGCAGAUGGAAGCAUGUUAUAGAGAUUUUGUUUGCGUUGAAAAUGCUAAGUAAGCAUUUCUAGUGAGAAGUUUUUGUUAAUUUUUACAUGUGCACUCAGAUUGGAAAUGUCCAGCUAGAGCCCAAAUCAUCAUGGACGGCAAACCAGUUUCUCAGCAUUGUCUGAAUUGCUGAAUGCAGCUUGUACCACUUAAUAAGUUCUGGUAGCGAGAGAUUUUUUUUCUUACUUUCUCAUGUUAUUAGCCUUCUUGGUCUCAUUUUUAUGGAAACAAUAAAAUAUUUUUGUAUUCAAUCUUGUAAUCCUUUUAAGCUGUAACGAGUAAUUCGGAUAAUCAUGGAUUCUCAAUAAUGUAAAAUUCAAGUUGUUGCA
Carica papaya (papaya) is the source of this 1261-nucleotide messenger RNA. Its product is annotated as Galactose mutarotase-like superfamily protein. The record is from RefSeq and is a predicted model, not a curated record. Gene Ontology annotation, biological process: carbohydrate metabolic process. Gene Ontology annotation, cellular component: cytoplasm. Lineage: Eukaryota; Viridiplantae; Streptophyta; Magnoliopsida; Brassicales; Caricaceae. Gene Ontology annotation, molecular function: glucose-6-phosphate 1-epimerase activity; carbohydrate binding.